CGUUAACUUGCUUCUCUUCCUGCUGCUUCUGUUCAAAAGUCUUCUUUGAAUCAUACUUGACCAAAUUUCUUCUUCUUCUUCUUCUUCUUGAUUUAUGAUUGAUUUUCUACACUUCUCGCUCACCACAUUGGGAAGGUUAACCGCCGGAUUGGAUUGGAUUGAAUUCCGAUAUGGGUUGUGAAUACUCUAAACUCUCAGUAUGUUUUUGGUAUUCUGAAAGGAAGCGUCUGGAUCAUUAUGUUGGAAAUGAUGAUGACUAUGACGACAAAAAGAUAGAUGAACAUUAUAAUAAUAAUGAUUUGCCUCGAUUCCGUGAAUACACAAUCGAGCAACUGAGGAAAGCAACAUACGGGUUUGCUUUAGAAAACAUUGUUUCUGAACAUGGUGAAAAAGCUCCUAAUGUUGUUUAUAAAGGAAAGUUGGAAAAUCAAAGACGGGUUGCGAUCAAGCGAUUGAACAGAAACGCCUGGCCUGAUCCACGACAAUUCCUGGAAGAAGCAAGAGCGGUUGGUCAGCUUAGGAACCAAAGACUGUCGAAUCUCAUUGGAUGUUGCUGUGAAGGCGAUGAAAGAUUACUUGUUUCAGAAUUCAUGCCCAAUCAAACACUAGCCAAACAUCUUUUCCACUGGGAAAAACAUCCUAUGAAAUGGGCAAUGCGUCUUAGGGUAGCAUUAUAUCUUGCACAGGCUCUAGAAUACUGCACAACCAAAGGACGUUCCCUUUAUCACGAUCUCAACGCUUACAGAAUUCUCUUCGAUGAUGAUGGGAAUCCUAAGCUAUCCUGUUUUGGUCUAAUGAAGAACAGCAGAGAUGGAAAAAGUUACAACACUAAUCUCGCUUUCACACCGCCAGAAUAUCUGAGAACUGGAAGAGUAACACCCGAGAGUGUAAUAUACAGUUUCGGUACCCUUCUACUCGAUCUUCUCAGUGGAAAGCACAUUCCUCCUAGCCAUGUAAGAAUUUGCUUAAUUAUGAGACAUGCUUAUGUUUGGUUUUGGUGGUUUUAUUGUUCAUUUCUUAUUCUACAGGCACUUGACAUUAUUCGGGACAGGAACCUAAAGAUGCUGACAGAUUUUUGUUUAGAUGGUCAAGUUUCUAACAAUGAGAUUACUGAGUUGGUUCGUUUAGCUUCGAGGUGUCUACUGUACGAGCAGAGAGAACGUCCCAACCCGAAGAUCUUGGUUUCUGUUUUAACUCAACUACAGAAGGAAACCGAGGUUCCUUCCUACUUGUUAAUGGGAAUACCUCAUGAUUCAACAUCUUUAACUUUAUCACCUCUUGGGGAAGCCUGUUUGAGAAUGGAUUUGACUGCAAUACAUGAGAUUAUAGAAAAGCUUGGAUAUAAGGACGACGAGGGAGCAGCAACCGAGCUCUCGUUUCAGAUGUGGACAAAUCAAAUGCAGGAGACCUUGAAUACGAAGAAGAAGGGUGAUUCUGCUUUCAGACACAAAGAAUUCAAAACUGCUGUUGAAUGUUACUCUCAGUUUAUUAAAGCUGGUUCGAUGGAGUCGCCAACAGUUUAUGCUCGUCGUAGUUUAUCGUAUCUCAUGAACAAUAUGCCACGGGAAGCUCUCAAUGAUGCGGUUCAAGCACAAGCCAUAUCUCCCGGAUGGCAUAUCGCGUCGUACUUGCAAGCUGCAAGCCUUUUCGCGAUGGGAGGAAGAGAGAACCAAGCUCGUGUUUCCCUUAAAGAGGGAUCCAUACUGGAGGAAAAGAAGAAUGCUGCCUCUUAAUCAAUACAAGAGAGAUUUUUUCUUAUUUUAGCAACAUUCUUUGAGCGAUUUGGUUCUUUGAUUCUGAUUGUAUGAGCUAAAAGUAUUAUCACUGUCUAAUUAAAAAUUUGACCUAUCCAGAAAUGAUGAUUUAUAUAUAUUCACAA
Messenger RNA from Impatiens glandulifera, 1879 nucleotides. RefSeq names its product serine/threonine-protein kinase BSK7. Bases 171 to 1733 code for a protein of 520 amino acids. Lineage: Eukaryota; Viridiplantae; Streptophyta; Magnoliopsida; Ericales; Balsaminaceae. Gene Ontology annotation, molecular function: ATP binding; protein binding; protein kinase activity. Gene Ontology annotation, biological process: protein phosphorylation; brassinosteroid mediated signaling pathway. The transcript has 7 exons. The record is from RefSeq and is a predicted model, not a curated record.